Penicillium verhagenii is the source of this 531-nucleotide messenger RNA. Its product is annotated as translocation channel protein TIM22. Gene Ontology annotation, biological process: protein insertion into mitochondrial inner membrane. The transcript is spliced from 3 exons. The record is from RefSeq and is a predicted model, not a curated record. Lineage: Eukaryota; Fungi; Ascomycota; Eurotiomycetes; Eurotiales; Aspergillaceae. Gene Ontology annotation, molecular function: transmembrane protein transporter activity. Gene Ontology annotation, cellular component: TIM22 mitochondrial import inner membrane insertion complex. The coding region runs from base 1 to 531 and encodes 176 amino acids.
AUGAACCCCGCGGGUAUGGGACAUGUGAUGGGCACCAUGCCAGGAGGCAACUCCACCGCCGGCAUGGGCGAGCAAGAGGCGGCAAUGGUCAAGAUGAUGCAAGCUGGUAUGGAAUCCUGCCCUGUGAAGACCGUCAUCUCCGGUACUAUGGGUUUCGCUCUUGGUGGUGCAUUCGGUCUCUUCAUGGCCAGUAUGUCCUACGACUCAACCUUCACCCCGCAAGGUCGCGCAAUCGCCGACCUCCCCUGGCGCGACCAGGUCCGCCGCGGUUUCAAGGACAUGGGUGCCCGCUCCUGGUCCUCUGCUAAGAACUUCGGUAUUGUCGGUGCGCUCUACUCCGGAACCGAGUGCUGUAUCGAGGGUCUCCGCGCCAAGAACGACUUGACCAACAGUGUCGCGGCUGGUUGUAUGACUGGUGGUAUCCUGGGUGCUAAGGCAGGUCCACAAGCCGCUGCCUUUGGCUGUGCCGGAUUUGCCGCCUUCAGUGCUGCUAUUGAUGCUUACAUGCGCAUGCCGGAGUCUGAUGAUUAG